Polistes dominula (European paper wasp) is the source of this 2266-nucleotide messenger RNA. Its product is annotated as facilitated trehalose transporter Tret1. Gene Ontology annotation, molecular function: transmembrane transporter activity. NCBI's taxonomy places the organism in Eukaryota, Metazoa, Arthropoda, Insecta, Hymenoptera, Vespidae. The record is from RefSeq and is a predicted model, not a curated record. Gene Ontology annotation, biological process: transmembrane transport. Gene Ontology annotation, cellular component: membrane.
GGUGGUGAAGGAGGACGAAGGUGAGAGUUUCUUUCGAAGAAGCACAGGACGUUGUCGAUGUUCGAGACGAUUUCACGUGUGCACAACGUUAAACACUCUCUCUCUCUCUCUUUCUCACUCUCUUUCUCUCUUGCUCUCUCUCUCUUUCUCUCUCUCCUUCUUUCUUUCUCUCUCUCUCUUUGUUUGUUUCUUUUUUUCCUUUUUCUCUUUCUCUUUUCGUUUCGAUCGAUCCCCGAACGUCAACGUCAAAACCUCAACACACAACGAACAAGAAACAGGAACGUGAUUUAGUGUUAGUGUGAAAAAGAAAAAGAAAGAAAGAAAGAGAGAGAGAAAGAGAGAGAGAGAGAGAGAGAGAGAGAGAGAGUGUGUGUGUGAGAUUAUCCUUGAGAAGGAUGACUGGCACAACUGAUCCUUUGCUCGAUUUACCCAAGGAAACACCAAAAAGUGAAACAUCACAACAUACGAUCAUAGAAAAGUCCAAUUUUUCCCAAAGAACACGUUGGAGACAAUGGCUAGCUUCUAUCUCAGCAACCCUAUCGAUGGUAGCAGUUGGAACGGUUUAUGGUUGGACCACAACGAGUCUAUCAAAAUUAAUGUCAAAGGAUAGCGAUGCACCGAUGAGAAUAACCGAAGACGAAUCAUCGUGGAUAGUUUCGUUGACAGUUAUCGGUUCAAUGAUUGGUCCAUUUUUGGGUGCAUACUUGGCCGACAGAUAUGGCAGAAAAAGAUGUUUAUUAUUGUCAAGCGGUUUUUACAUAGCCGGUUGGACUAUAGUAUUUUUUGCAACAUCGGUAUCAGCAUUAUACGUGGCAAGAGUUAUAUUGGGAAUUGGUGUUGGUGUAUCGUACACGACCAAUCCGAUGUACGUGUCAGAAGUGGCAGAUGUUAAUAUCAGAGGAGCAUUGGGUACAUUGAUAGCAGUCAACGUUUUCACCGGAUCAUUGUUAACAUGUAGCAUAGGACCAUGGAUCUCAUAUCGUUCAUUGGUAAUCGUUUUAUUGACCAUACCAAUUCUAUUCAUCGUCACGUUCAUCUGGUUCCCGGAGAGUCCACAUUUCUUAGCGGCACGUGGUCGCAAAACCGAAGCCUCAAGAUCAUUGGCAUUCUUCAAAGGUAUACGAGAUCAGGAUGAAGCUAGAAGAGAAUUGGAAUUAGCAUUGCAAGCUGGUUCCAACGAGGACUCCAAGGAUAACAACAAACUGGCAUUAGAUAAUAACGAAGUUAUCGGUGCACCAACUACUUCUUCAUCUAUUUCUAAUUCCUCCUCAAUCAGUGUUAACAACAACAAUAACAACAACAACAACAGAAUUAACGAAGAACAUGGUCUGAAGAUUGUCAUGAAUAAACUCAAAUUAAUGUUAUUACCAACCAAUAGUCGUGCACUUUGCAUAAUACUCGGUUUAAUAGCUGCACAACAAUUAAGUGGUAAUUUCAGUACGAUACAAUAUUUAGAAGUAUUGUUCAAACGUUCAUCUGUAGGCAUUGAUUCUAACAUUGCUACGAUACUCGUAUUAGCCGUUGGUUUAGUGUCAGGUGCUUGUUCUACUGCAACUGUUGAAGGUGCAGGAAGAAGACCAUUACUUAUAUUCUCGACGAUAGGAUCGUCCAUUACAUUGGCCAUUCUUGCCAUUUAUUUGAUGUUGGAUGCUAGAAAAGUUGACGUAUCUUCCGCCAAUUUUCUUCCAGUCGCUGUUGUUAUAUUAUUUCAAGUUGCAUUUCAAAUAGGAUUGGGUACGUUACCCAACGCACUGAUCGGUGAACUUUUUCCAACCGAAGUUAAAGGUGUAGCCGGUGCAAUUGUUACGGUGUUCGACGGUGUACUUGGUUUUGCCGUAUCGAAAUUGUAUCAAGUGAUAGGUGACAUAUUAGGUGCUUAUGCAGUUUAUUAUUUCUUUUCUGCAUCCUGUUUAUUGGCAUUCUUAAUGGUAACUUUUCUAUUACCGGAAACCAAAGGUAGAACGUUCCGUGAGAUUCAACGAUUAUUGGCUGGUAAUUAUAAUAAUAAUCAAAAUAAUAAUAAUAAUAUUAUUACUUCGAGAAAAUUAUCGUCGUCUCGUCGAUUGGACCAAUUGGAAGAUGCAAUUAAUGCGUGACGGAAGGAUUUGCACCGUGGCCAUAUUUUGACUCGGUGCUUUAAACAAAUAUUUUUUUUAAUUAUUAUUGACGAUGAUAGACAAUCGAUCAAUUUGUUUUUUCAUCAUAGUUAUUUAAAGAAUCCAUCGUAUUGUUCGUUUGUUAAUAAAAAUAUCUUUUCCAAAAACUA